CUCAUGGAAUCGACGUUUUUAAUCUGCGUUAUCUUACAAUAAUUUUUAUUUUACAACAAUAUGUAUGAAAAGUACAUGGAUUGUAUGCAAUGUUUGUUUGUGCGUUGCUUAUCAUGCAUGGAAAAUUUACAGAACAGAUAUAAUGUUUCUGAGAUAAUGAUUUAAAGAUGCAAGAUAGGAAGAAUCUUAUUUUCAAUCAAACUAUUCAUGAAACUAUUUAGAGUUAACCGAGAGUAAUUGUAGUUAUUAUAAAUAUGUUACGUAUUUUUGUUAAGAAUGGAAGGCAGUUUAAGUGUCUUCAAAAAUAUUUGUUUCAUCAAACUGGAAGACCUUUUUCAGACAAGAAAAUUAUAAGAAGAGUUCCACAAAAUAGAAAUGUUUCUAGUCCUAUAACACUAAAUAAGCUAAAGAAUGGCAUAAAAUCUAUAAAAGACAAAAUUGUACCAUGGGAUCCUAAUGAUGAUAAAGUACCAUGGGAAGAGCGCACACCACUUAUUUCAAGUGAGUGUGAUAUUGUUAUAAUUGGAGGUGGAGUAAUAGGUAGUUCCAUAGCUUACUGGUUGAAGAACCGUGUUUACGACAAGGAAAUGAAAGUUAUAGUUGUUGAAAAAGAUCCUACGUACACCAAAGCAUCCACAGUUCUUUCCGUUGGAGGGUUACGUCAACAAUUUUCUCUUGAAGAAAAUAUUGAAAUGUCCCUUUUCGGAGCAGAGUUCAUACGCAACAUUAAUGAGUACUUAGGCAUCGAUGGAGAGCCUCCUAUUGAUCCAUAUUUCCAUCCAUAUGGAUACUUAAUGUUGGCAAGCAAUACAGGAGCUGAAACACUAGAAAAAAACUCUAAAUUGCAAAAUUUUCUUGGAGCAAAGAACAUUUUACUAACACCAAACAAAUUAAAGGAUAUGUUUCCUUGGUUAAAUACAGAAGAUAUUGCAUUAGGUUGUUUUGGAUUAGAGAAAGAGGGUUGGUUUGAUCCAUGGACUCUUCUUUGUGCUUUUAAAAAAAAGGCAUUAUAUUUAAGAACAGAAUAUGCUUAUGCAGAAGCUAAAGGAUUUACAUAUAAGGAUAAACUCAAUCAUCCUAAUGACCGUUUGGAUAAAUUGGUUAUAGAAACUCCAGAGGGUGAGACAAGAACUAUAAAAUUUGCUAUAUGUAUCGUGGCUGCUGGUGCUGCUAGUGGAGAGGUUGCUAAGCUGGCUAAAAUUGGUACAGAAGAAGGAUUACGGUACCUAGCACUGCCUGUCGAACCAAGGAAAAGAUAUGUAUAUUGCUUUCACUGCCCUGAAGGACCGGGGCUGAACACUCCAUUAACAGUAGAUAAUUCAGGAACAUAUUUCAGGAGAGAAGGCUUAGCAGGUACUUACGUUUGUGGACGUUCACCGUCUGAAUCCGAAGAGCCUUCAAUUAAGGACUUGAGUGUCGAUGAGAAUUACUUCAAUGAUGUAAUCUGGCCGUCACUUGCACACAGAGUUAAAGCUUUUGAAAAGUUAAAGCUACAGUCUUCUUGGGCAGGAUUUUACGAGUACAAUACCUUCGAUCAAAACGGAAUAAUUGGAAUCCAUCCAUACUAUAAGAAUAUAUUUUUUGCAACCGGAUUCAGUGGCCACGGAAUUCAACAAGCGCCAGCUGUUGGUAGAGCAAUUGCAGAAUUAAUCCUCGAUGGGAGAUAUAUAACAAUUGAUCUAGAAAAUCUUGGUUUCGAUAGAAUCAUUAAUGGAAAGCCCAUGUUUGAAACUAAUAUUGUUUGAAGUAGCCAUUUACACGGGUAAAAGGUUUCAUAGCCUCACUCAACAUAGGACUAUAAAAGGUUAACGUUUUAGACGAGUGCGAAACGUAUGGCGAAACAUAGCUACUGUUUCCAUUACUAAUUCCACUGGCGUUGGCGUUUUUCGCGUACUGGUCCAUACCACGUCAACGAAACCCUGUCACUGAUCACGAUUCCUAGAUUUAAUGCUGUAUAUAGUUGGUUAAGGUUCCAGUCUUAAUAAAUAGCAUUUAUACAUGCACAUCGCUUGAACUGUUGCUAAAUCCUUCUUUCGUUCCACCUUCGUCACAACAUUCUUCUGUCCUUUCUGUUACAUUUUAUAUUUAAUAGAAACAUCUGCUGAUCGAGAUUAUCCAGGGAGCGGAGAGAGGUAAAUAUGAAGGAACACGUAACACUGCUCAAUGAUCUGGAUAGUAAUAUUGGUGUUCUAAUGUGGAGGAUCAUGGAAGAGGUCAAACAUCUUAUGCUGCAAGGACAAAGGGUUUAGAACCUUGAGAUAUACCUCGAAAAUAUGACAGAGAAUUUAACAAUUUUGGGACUUGAAGUAAAAUAUUGUGAUUGUAGAUUCUGGGAAGUCCAUAAAGUCUGCGCUCUUUACUUUCACUUGGUUGAACGGUUUUGUUGAUACUAUCUGGUAGUUUGGUUGUUUUGAUGAUGACUGCUGUCUUUCUUUAAGUUUUUGUUGAAUCUGUCUGGAUUUCUUUGUAUGUGACUGUAUUUAGUAGUUUCUACACUUUUGUCGUCUAGUCUUAUUUUGGUUUGAUCAUUGCAAUUAUGGCAUUUCCUUCAUCAACUGGUAGUAUUAACAUGCUUUGUUAUAAUCUGCUAUAUCUAAUCAUAGAAUCAUAGAACAUCUAGAAAAGGAAGAAAGAACGAAAUAUUUGUUCAAAAUUCCAAUAAUUAAUUACUUAUUAGGAAACAUGUUUGGUGAAAUAAACUACUAUAUUUUGGUUCGUAUCAGUUUACUGUAUUUCAAUGCUGAGUACGGCGUAUUAUCAGUUAAAUGCAAAUAAAUGCGCACACAUCGAAGCGGCAACGGCGAGAAAAGAUUAUCAAUUCUGACAUUCAAGCCGCUCUACGAUCAAUGUGUCUAAAAAUUUGCAUAGUAUACGAACAGAGCCAACCGAUAGCAAUUUCCUUUUUCUUUUCAUUCUCUGAAGUAUAUAAAUAUUAAAACUACAAUUAAAUGUAAUGCAUUUCACUUGAAAAAAUGAGAGGUGAAGUAACCAAUAUUAUAGAAUUAUUGAAACAAGAUUUAAAUUAAUAAAGCAAAAGGAACAAAUUUUAAAUAAAAUACAAUAAAUAAUUAGUAUUUAUUGGCAGGAACAAUUAUAUAAAAUUGAAACAUCUAAAGUAAUAACAAUAAAAUAAAUUAUUGGAAUAUUUUUAGAAGUUAUAAAAUAGAAA
Hylaeus anthracinus is the source of this 3169-nucleotide messenger RNA. Its product is annotated as FAD-dependent oxidoreductase domain-containing protein 1. The record is from RefSeq and is a predicted model, not a curated record. The transcript is spliced from 8 exons. The coding region runs from base 255 to 1745 and encodes 496 amino acids. Gene Ontology annotation, molecular function: oxidoreductase activity. Gene Ontology annotation, cellular component: cytoplasm. NCBI's taxonomy places the organism in Eukaryota, Metazoa, Arthropoda, Insecta, Hymenoptera, Colletidae.